GUUGACUCAUUCAUGAUUAGACAAGUUGCCAAGUUGGAAUCGAGAUAUGUGUAUUAAAAAAGUACGGUUAAAUUUGACUUAAUUAACUUCGUCAUAUAUUAACAAUCCAAUCAUGCAUCCCUCCAAUCAUGCAUCCCUCCAUAAAUACUGAUAUAUACAUUUCAUCUCCCUUCAUAUUCCAUUCUGAAAGGGGAAUAGAAAGAAAAAAGAAAAGAAAUUGUAGACAGUGUGAGAGAAAGUUUGUGGAAGAAAUGUCAGAAAUAAUUCACAAGAUUGAAGAGGUCCUCCAUAUUGGGCAUCAUGGAAAGGCAGCAGAAGGAGGAGGAGAUGACAAGCACAAAGAUGACAAAGUACACAAGGAAGAAGAAAGCCAUGGUGGUCAUGAAGAGCAAAAGACGGGCUUGAUGAGUAAGAUCAUUCACAAGAUUCAGGAACAUCACGAGAAGAAGAAGAAGAACAAGAAGAAAGGAAAGAAAGAAAAAGGGUACGGCCACGGUGGUGGUGGUCACCACGGCGGCGAACAUGAAGGUGAAGAAGGAGAGGAAGAAGAAGAGGAAGAGGAAGAGGAGGAAAGCAGUAGCAGUGAGGAGGAGGAGGAGGAAGAAGAAGAAGAUGACGAGUAAUUAUUAUUAAUGAUAUAGAUCGGUCGAUCUCAACUUUUGUUAUUAUUAUGUGUUGGAUUUGAUUUACUUCUUCUUUUUUUUUUUUUUUUAGUGUUCUUCAUCUUCAAAUUCUCAUGGUUUUGUUCUUGUAGAUUGAUACAUUUUUCAUCUUUCAUGUGUGUGUGUGUGAGAGAGAGAGAGUUUUUGUAAGUUCAGUAGUGAAAAUGUUGAUGAUUUUUGGAAAUUAAUUGUGAUGAGUGAUUUUUCAUAUUAGUUUUAUUAUUUUAUCUAUCAAAUCUUGAAUUAUUAAUCAACCCUCUGUACUUUCGAGGGUAAGGUAGUUUGAUUAACCAUCCAAUAUUAUUGAUCACGCCACUUUUACUCCACAAUCUACAAUCUUCCCAUCUUUUAUUUUUUCUUUUUUCUUUUUGUGUUUCUUUGCUUAAUUCUCUGUUUUCAGUAGUUACCUUUAUCCACCUAUAGUUUUUUAAUCCAUGGUAGCUAGCUAGUCGCUGGCAUAUUCAAUGCUUGACCCAAAAUAAGAAAACUUCAACUUUCCGACAUCACACAUGAACAAAUUUGUUUUAUACUACCUAGAUAAGUUUCGAUUCGUGAGGAAAAG
Oldenlandia corymbosa var. corymbosa is the source of this 1224-nucleotide messenger RNA. The record is from the annotation of a GenBank genome assembly. Lineage: Eukaryota; Viridiplantae; Streptophyta; Magnoliopsida; Gentianales; Rubiaceae.